AGCAUCACAGUGACAGAUGGCCUGCAGGAGCUGAAGCAUGGGUCUGUGUUCUGCGUCGUCCUCCCAUGGGACACAUUUAGUGUGUGAUUAUCAUCACACUGCUCAGCAGGGGGGUGCCCACACACACACACACACACACACACACCCCAUGUGACUGAACAUUGAAGCUGUGAACACGCUGCUAUCAGGAACAUCUCAGGAGGAACCAGUGGGCUCAGAGACUGUGGGCUUCAGAGUGAUUCAGACGGCGCUUCUAACGGCAGCGACAGUAAGAAGCUCCGGGUGGAGGAGGCCCCUCCCUCAAGAGUGCUCCACAUCCGGAAGCUUCCCAACGAGGCCUCGGAGACGGAGGUCAUCGCGCUCGGCCUGCCGUUUGGAAAAGUCACCAACAUCCUAACCCUGAAGGGCAAGAACCAGGCCUUCCUGGAGAUGGGGACGGAGGAGACGGCCGUCACCAUGGUCAACUACUACACCACGGUCACCCCUCACAUCCGCAACGUGCCCGUCUUCAUCCAGUACUCCAACCACAAGGAGCUCAAGACCGACAACGGGAACCAGAGGACGCAGGCGGUGCUGCAAGCGGUGUCGGCGGUGCAGUCGGGAGGGUCUCCCAGCUCUGAUGUGCAGGAGGCUCUGGCUGCAGCCUCCAGCCCCGUGCUGAGGAUCAUCAUCGACAACAUGUUCUACCCCGUCACCCUGGAUGUGCUGCAGCAGAUCUUCUCUAAAUUUGGCACGGUGAUGAAAAUAAUCACCUUCACCAAGAACAACCAGUUCCAGGCGCUGCUGCAGUUCAGCGAGCCGGUCAACGCCCAGCAGGCCAAACUGGCGCUGGACGGGCAGAACAUCUAUAACUCGUGCUGCACGCUGCGCAUCGACUUCUCCAAGCUGGUGAACCUGAACGUGAAGUACAACAACGACAAGAGCCGGGACUACACCCGGCCCGAGCUGCCGGCGGGGGACGGGCAGCCCAGCCUCGACACCUCGGUCGCAGCCUUCAGCAAGGACUCCGGCUCGCUGCUGGGGAAGAUCCCAGGCGCUCUGAACCCGCUGAGUGCAGCGGCGGCGGCAGCGGCUGCAGCCGGGAGAGUCGCCCUGUCUGGACAGAACGGGUCCAGCGGGGUGCUGCUGGUCAGCAACCUUAACGAGGAGAUGGUUACGCCCCAAAGUCUGUUUACCCUCUUCGGAGUGUAUGGGGAUGUGCAGAGGGUGAAGAUUCUCUACAACAAGAAGGACAGCGCUCUGAUCCAGAUGUCCGACGGGAACCAGGCGCAGCUUGCAAUGAGCCACCUGAACGGGCAGAAGAUGUACGGGAAGAUCAUCCGGGUGACACUCUCUAAGCACCAGACAGUGGCGCUGCCUCGGGAUGGGCUGGACGACCAGGGUCUCACCAAGGACUUCAACAACUCCCCCCUGCACCGCUUCAAGAAGCCCGGCUCCAAGAACUUCCAGAACAUCUUCCCCCCCUCCGCCACGCUGCACCUGUCCAACGUCCCCCAAGACGUGGCAGAGGACGACCUGCGGCUGCUCUUCUCCAAUGCUGGAGGAACCGUGAAGGCUUUCAAGUUUUUCCAGGACCGUAAGAUGGCUCUGAUCCAGAUGUCCACGGUGGAGGAGGCCAUCCAGGCUCUGAUCGACCUGCACAACUACAAUAUGGGGGGCAGCCAGCACCUGAGGGUCUCCUUCUCCAAGUCCACCAUCUAAGCCGAGUCAUUCCUCAGAGACAGAUGGACGUCCCGCUCUGUAGUUUGAUGUUCCUCCGUUAAAGAUACUCAUGUGCCUUAUGGACGUCCCACUGUUCCCACUCCUCAGUCCCUCUAUGCUUUCAGGCACAUCUGGUUUUUAUUUAGGUCCAUCCUUUAGUUCCAGAGCAGGAGAAUCCUCCUGACUCUUAUUCCACCUGUCCGUCAGUAUCCGUGUUUCCGAAGCCUUUCCAGAGCUGUGUGUGUGUCGGCAUGCAGUGGCGACGGGAAGUGAUGCAUGAAGAGUCCACUGUGAUUUCCUGUGGUUUUUAAGUACUGAUCAAGCUCCUCUGUGGACCAAAGUCUCUGUGCCUUCAGUGUCCCCCUCAGAGACCCUGCCCCCCUGAGGUCAGUGUGUUUCUGUGUUUUCUACAGCUGAAGAUUAAAGGAGAGUUCUUUUCUAACGGGACGUUGGUUUCCUCUGUGUCUGUAGCAUGCUUAAUAAAAUAUUCUGUAGCUCUCA
This is a messenger RNA of Eleginops maclovinus (Patagonian blennie), 2202 nucleotides long. Its product is annotated as polypyrimidine tract-binding protein 2-like. The record is from RefSeq and is a predicted model, not a curated record. Bases 430 to 1701 code for a protein of 423 amino acids. NCBI's taxonomy places the organism in Eukaryota, Metazoa, Chordata, Actinopteri, Perciformes, Eleginopidae. Gene Ontology annotation, molecular function: mRNA binding. Gene Ontology annotation, biological process: mRNA processing; regulation of RNA splicing. Gene Ontology annotation, cellular component: nucleus. The transcript has 12 exons.